UCGAGAGUAUAAUUUCAAAAUUUUUGGUUAGAAUUAAUACAAUAUAAUAUUACAUACCUGUAUUAAAAGAACAGUUAACAGAAAUCUAAUGUGUUUCUAAAAGUUCAGCAACUCAAUAAAAAAAUCUUUCUAUUAAAACUCUUGUUAAUGGCGACUAAAUCAAAUAGAAUUUUAGAGGAUUAUUUCUCGUUAGUAUCAGCUGAAAACUUUCACAUAAACAAAGUUAUUGAUAAAAACUAUGAAGAGGAGGAAGAGAAAAUAUGCGAUGUUAGUACUCAAACAAAUGUUAGCAACCGACAGAAAAAAGUUGUAGGUAAAUAUUAUCCAGGCGUCAUAACAAGACAUCACGUUUGGAAAGUAAUGGUUCCUUCACAGAGACCGAAGCGAAGACGAGUAACGUUCAUGGAUUGGAAGAAAUACCAUAAACUAAGUGUUAUUAAUGGUUUCAUUGAUGAUUUAGAAAAAGAUUAUCCUGCUAUUUGCACAGUGUCAGUAAUCGGUAAAUCCGUUGAAGGUAGAAACAUUAAGAUGCUAAAGAUCUCCAACAGUGAUGCCGGCAACUCGCCCGUGUGGGUUGACGCUGGCAUACAUUCUCGAGAGUGGAUCAGCAUUGCUGUAGUCACCUAUAUAGCUAACAUCAUUGCUAAAAAUUUCCAUAACCUUCCGAAAUCAAUUACCAAUAAGGAUUGGCAUUUUGUACCUGUUUUAAAUCCGGAUGGAUAUGAAUAUACUCAUAGUCAUGAGCGCAUGUGGCGGAAAAAUCGCGCGAUGCACGAAGGAAAAUGUGUUGGAGUUGACCUCAAUAGAAAUUUUAGUUGUGGAUGGGGUGUUGAUGGUGACCAAGGAUCGUCCGCUUCACCGCAUAGUGUUUUCUACAGAGGUCCAGCGCCGUUUUCUGAACCUGAAACAGUCGCCGUUAGGGAUACAAUAAUGGGUUCAAGAACGCCUUUCAAAGUGUUCCUGUCCUUUCACAGUUAUUUUGAAUUAAUAAUAUUUCCAUGGGGCCACAAGGCUGAAGCAUGUCCUGAUUAUCUUCAAUUGUUAGAAGGUGGAGCGGUUAUGGCAAGGGCAAUCUACGAAAGCAGUGGUUUGAUCUAUAAAGUGGGUAGUACUAAAGACUUGACAUACAGCGCAUGCGGAACUAGCACAGAUUGGAGUUACACAAUAGCAAAUAUCCCCUUCUCAUAUAUGAUAGAGUUACGAAGCAAAAAACAUAAGUUUAGACUCCCUAGAAGUCAGAUUAUAGAAACAGGAAAAGAAAUUUGGAACGCUGUGGGCAAACUUAUGGAAUUUAUAGAUCAAUAUUAACAAAUGUAAUUGGUCAUAUGUCGGUUUCUUUAAUGUUUUUUGUAUUAACCAAUGUAUGUAUUUGUUUCGUAAUGUUUGUGUAAUACAAUAUUGUAUAUAUAAAUCAAUUGAAAACGUAAAUAAAAAAUACGAUAAUCGGUUGAA
Messenger RNA from Papilio xuthus (Asian swallowtail), 1452 nucleotides. Its product is annotated as carboxypeptidase B. Gene Ontology annotation, molecular function: zinc ion binding; metallocarboxypeptidase activity. Gene Ontology annotation, biological process: proteolysis. Bases 148 to 1308 code for a protein of 386 amino acids. The transcript has 8 exons. NCBI's taxonomy places the organism in Eukaryota, Metazoa, Arthropoda, Insecta, Lepidoptera, Papilionidae. The record is from RefSeq and is a predicted model, not a curated record.